Hylaeus anthracinus is the source of this 2978-nucleotide messenger RNA. It is a transcript of the gene CycG, whose product is annotated as cyclin G. Gene Ontology annotation, cellular component: cytoplasm; cyclin-dependent protein kinase holoenzyme complex; nucleus. The record is from RefSeq and is a predicted model, not a curated record. Bases 268 to 1314 code for a protein of 348 amino acids. The transcript has 7 exons. Gene Ontology annotation, biological process: mitotic cell cycle phase transition; regulation of cyclin-dependent protein serine/threonine kinase activity. Lineage: Eukaryota; Metazoa; Arthropoda; Insecta; Hymenoptera; Colletidae. Gene Ontology annotation, molecular function: cyclin-dependent protein serine/threonine kinase regulator activity.
AUAAUCAGCAAGAAUCAGUAGCAAUCAGAAGAUUCUAAUUAAAAUAUAGAACAAUAAAUGUUGUUUAUAGCGAAUUUUUUACGUUUUAAUAUUUAUAAAAAAAAUGUAGUUUCUUGUGCUACCAUCAUAAAGUAGUCUGAUACAAGGCUAGCCAGCUGCGCCAUUCUUGUUGUGUGACACCCAUAUCACCAACCAUACUACACAUCUUCUGUGUUACAUUAUCAUUUCAUCGUUGCUGUAGUUAGUUGCUUGUCACACAUUGCAGGAAUGGACACAUCGGGCUUGCCUGUACCGGAUGCAAUCCACCCAUUACUCGAACAACUGCAAGAAGCUUUGGUUCUUGAAGUAAAAUAUCAACCUAACCUUCAAUUACCUAGUAUAUCACAAAAUGAUGAAAUAACAAUCGGAGCUCGAGAUGGAUCAGCUCACGUUUUAAGAUGUUUGAAAGUAUGGUAUGAUUUACCAUCAGAUGUGUUUUUUAUUGCCAUCAAUUUAAUGGACCGUUUUUUAACAAAAAUGAAAGCAAGACCAAAACAUAUGGCUUGUAUCAGUGUAUCCGCUUUUCAUAUUGCUGCUGUCCAGUUAGCACAGUCCUUGGAUGCUGAUCACUUAGUCUCUAUUUCACAGUGCAAGUGCACAGGUGGUGAUCUUAAACGUAUGUCAGAAGUAAUACAGAACAAAUUAGAAUGGGCACCUGGCACUCAACCUGUUACAUCUUUGACUUUUCUUCGAUUAUUCAAUGCAAUGUUUCAUGCAGUUGCAUCUCAACUAGGAUUGGGAGACAUAUAUAACGGCAUUGUUACGGAAUCCGAGCUUUUUCUUAGGUUAGAAAUGGUUGCUUGUGAUGGAAAUUGUGCAAGUUUAAGGCCAUCGGAAGUGGCACUCGUUCUACUUUGCACAUACUUAGAUAGUGCAGUUAAUCGGCUGGAUACUAAUGUAGAUUCUACCAUAUCUACAACCGCUAUUCCUAGUUCCUCUAUCAUCAAUACAUCUGUAGCACCAAGACCACAGAUGCUAAGCCUGUUAGAAUUUGCUGUGGAACUUCAGAAAAUAUGUAAGAUUCCAGAUACAAGUUUUUUCUCUGCACAUGAUGCUGUAGGUGCUAUAUUGAGCAAAUACAAUGCUCAAGAGCAAACUCCUCAUAAACAAAGACUGAUAUGGAGAUUGUCCUCUCGUACGGCGCGCCUUUUACGUCCGACUGAUAAAUUCAUUUCUGUAUUACCUGUUAUCGCCGAACAUGCUCCAGUUCCUUCGCCAAGUAAAAUUAGAAAAAAUCGUAAAUUUGGUCGACGUCAUGGGAACAAGAGACGUUAAGUGGCAGUAUCGAGGCCUUAAACUGCUGGAUCCAGAAGUUCAAUGUUUAUCCGUCAUAUGGAGCAAGAACAGAAGUUUGACUUUAGUUUGAGGUUCGAAGUUUAAAUAGAAAGUACAAAUUUCGAUGUAUUUACGUCGUACGGAGAACUGUCUGAUAUCUCUUUUGUAGCACUUACAUUUCAUUGCAUUAUUCUAAAUUCGUAAAUGAAAUCUAUUCUAUAUAUAUAUAUGUAUAUGUAUAUACAUAUGUAUAUAAUAUAUAUAUGUAUAUGUAUAUACAUAUAUGUAUAAUAUAUAUAUGUAUAUAUGUAUAUUAGAUCUGUUAAAAUAAACUUUUUUUUCUUAAUUGUAUCAUACAUUUUAUAAGAAGAGACAAAGAUUUCCGUUAAUAAAGUUAAUAUUUUAUAAUCAUUGCUAUUAUGCAUAGUACACGAGUGAUGUGAAAAAAGAAACGGAAAGAGAUUGAAACAGCAAAUCGUAUUUUAGUAAUAUUAAAUAUGUGAUACAGUGUCCAUUAUAAUUCGUAUGUUAUAUGGAUAGAACAUCACUAUACGUACAUUCGUACGUUCGAGAAACAUGUUACAAAUGUGAGGAAAUUGACUAUUACGCAAGUAUAAAUAAAAAAUUUAAAAUUAUUUAAAAAAUAAAUUAUAAAAAUUAAUAAAGCUUAUUAGGAUUAUUAAAAUGUUCAAUCUUAAUUCUUAAAAUUUACCAACAUUGAAAUUACUGUUUAAUGUUUUGUCGAGAAACAGUAUUUAAAUUAUAUAUUGUUCAAGAAAGGAACAUGGAUGAAUGUGAAUAAGUUAGUUUCUAUCGAUGUUUUUAUGGUAUGUUAAUCAAGUAAAUGAUGCAACGCAUUUAUAUUGAACAAUCUAAACUGAUUAACCUUUUGCACUUUAAUUGUGAUUUUUUAUAAAAAAAAAUAUAUUUUCCUCCGAUUGGUAUUUUCCUAAUUUUUUAAAUAUAGUUAAUCCACAUUUCAUGAAAAUUUCGGGACGAUAGAUAGCAUUUGCUAGUAACCUAAAUAAUAUUUGAAGUAAUCGGCGAACGAGUUAAACGUAUGUAAAGUUUGUAUAAAGUUGUUGAGGAAAAUUUGAGGAAUAAGAUGUUUAUAUGUACGCGCGCGUGUGUAUGUAUGCGUAUGUGAUCAAUAAAUACAAUUAAGAGCGCAAAAGGUUAAGAAUAUAAUCAUAAAUGCUUCAAACCUUCUUAAAAAAACAAAACAAAUGUCAGCUGUGAAAGUAUGAUUAUUACACGUAAAGUUAAAUUAAGGUAUCUAGUAUUAUGUAAUUACUUAUAAGAAUAACAUUUAAAAGCCACAAUUUGUGAUAGAAUUUUUUACUAUUGUAGUUUUCAAAUGUGGCCAUUAUUAUUACAUGCGAAUAGUCUAGCGAAAUUGUCUAGAGCAUUUAAGAAUUAAAUAUUUGUCUAUAACUAUUUAUUAUCUAUUUCUUCUUAUAUGUUAGAUUUUGUGGUAAUCUCAUAGUGUUUAAAAACACAAGAAAAUGAAACAAAAAAUACUCUAAUGUAACUAUAACUAAUUUAUGUUGAGUAAUAAUUUCUAAUUGUAAAAAACCGUAACAAAAACGAUUGAUUGUAAAAAUAUGAAGGUAUUAUGUUCUUACUUUAUAUGUAUAAAAAAUGCCUAAUUUUUAAACCUAGAA